This is a messenger RNA of Cygnus olor (mute swan), 3079 nucleotides long. It is a transcript of the gene P2RY12, whose product is annotated as purinergic receptor P2Y12. Gene Ontology annotation, biological process: G protein-coupled receptor signaling pathway; blood coagulation. Gene Ontology annotation, molecular function: G protein-coupled purinergic nucleotide receptor activity. Gene Ontology annotation, cellular component: membrane. NCBI's taxonomy places the organism in Eukaryota, Metazoa, Chordata, Aves, Anseriformes, Anatidae. Bases 933 to 2102 code for a protein of 389 amino acids. The record is from RefSeq and is a predicted model, not a curated record. The transcript has 2 exons.
CUUUAUCUUUUUCUGUUAUCACUUGCAGAAACCCAAUAGCCCAGACUGCAAUAAACAAUAACAAACUCUUCAUCACAAAAAGCACCUCGUGUGAUUAUUCACAUGGAGGAAAUCACUGACAAGGGUUAAAAUACAGAGGGAAAAAAUGUAACUUGGUAUUAUGAAUUCUAUAAGUAUCUAUGAAGACAGAGUCAGAAGAUGCAUAAGGAUAAUCACCCUUAGCUGCCCCAUGGAUCGAUAUUCAGUAGUAAGUCAGUAAAUAAAAGACAAGAUGUCUAGAAACUGUAUCACUUCUCUUGCUACGUACAAAUCCAUUAAAAAGAAGAUGCAGCCCAACAAAACUGUGUUCUGUACAUCCAAAAGAAAUAGACAUAUUUAAGUUUACUUAAAUUCUAAAUGGUUAUAUUUAGGCUUCUACUAAAAUAUAUUCUAAAAUGUUGAUGCACAAUAACUUAAAAACUUGGAGAACUGAUUUGCAAGUCAUAUAAGGUGUAAAUAUUUCGUGCAGUAAUAUAUUUACCUUCUCCAAUGACUGUUUCUCUUUACAGAAUGAGACUACUUAAAGUUUUCAGACAGAUAAGGCUGUGUACAAAAGUCAUACUAAACAGCACACACCACACAAAUCACAAGGCAAAAAGAUAGUAGGCGGAAGUGCACUGUACACUCAGAAAGUUGCAGUCUUACAAAAUACAUGACCUCUUUUAAAAAUAGUGUCUCUGUCAAAAGCAGGAAGUAAACCUCAAACUAUCUAUAAAAUUCUAUUUCGCUCUCUGUUCUAGAGGAAACAAAAAGAGAAGCACUGACAGCAUCACCUGGAAUUUGCAGCUGUCUCUCUGGCUGAGAAACCAGUUCAAGCCAGAGGAAGGUCUAAGUGGCAGAACUGGGAUGUGAAGCUGUUCCUCCAGCUUCCCCAGGCUCCCAGGGACUUGCACAUGAACACUCCUGCCUGCUGCCACAGUGCGGAGCGAGAGGAACCGCAGGCGACCCUCUGCCAGCAACGCAAGCUUCCCAUCACAGGAAAUACACAAGAUUUCAUCACUUCUCAACAGCACACUACGGAGAGUGGAAAAGACAAAAUGCAAAUGAAAGCCACAAACAACUUCAGCUACUCUGGCAACGGCAGCAACUGCAGCAGCGAUAACAAAAUCAGUCAGGUCAUCUUUCCUUUGCUUUACACACUUCUCUUCCUGGUGGGUCUCACUAUGAAUGGCCUGGCAACGUGGAUCUUCUUUAAAAUAUCCAGUAAAUCCAAUUUCAUCAUCUUCCUCAAGAACACUGUCAUUUCUGACAUCCUCAUGAUCUUGACUUUUCCAUUUAAAAUCCUUAGUGAUGCAAAGUUGGUACCGUGGGUGCUGAGAGGAUUUGUGUGCCAGGUCACCCAGGUCAUAUUUUACUUCACCAUGUACAUUAGCAUUAUGUUUCUUGGGCUAAUAACUAUCGAUCGCUAUCAGAAAGCCACUUCACCAUUCAGAACAUCAACCACAAAAAGCCUUUUCGGUGCCAAGAUCCUGUCCACGGCAAUCUGGAUAUCAAUGUUUACUCUUUCAUUACCCAACAUGAUUCUAACAAACAAGGAAAAAACACCUAAGAAUGUAAAAAAGUGUGCUCUCUUGAAAUCUGAGUUUGGCUUAGUCUGGCAUGAAAUCGUGAACUAUAUUUGCCAACUUAUCUUCUGGGUUAAUUUAGCAGUCAUAGCUGUAUGCUACAUACUCAUAAGUAAGGAACUGUACAAAUCCUACAAAAGGACAAGAUGCACAGGAAAAGCAUCUAAAAAAAAUGUAAAUCUAAAGGUUUUUAUCAUAAUUGCAGUGUUUUUUAUUUGUUUUGUGCCAUUCCACUUCACGAGAAUUCCCUACACUUUGAGCCAAACGAGAGACGUUUUUGAAUGCUCUGCUCAGAACACCUUGUUUUACUUAAAAGAGAGCACGCUGUGGCUGACAUCACUAAAUGCUUGCCUAGAUCCAUUCAUUUACUUUUUCCUUUGCAAAUCAUUUAGAAAAUCCUUGCUAGACACGCUAUGCAAGCACACAGAAUCGCCAGAACUCCGAACACAGAUGGCAGUGCAGAAUGAAGGAGACGACACAGACGAGACACCACUCUAGCACGAAGAACUAACCAUGUCCCUACUUGGCCACAUACGUUUAUUUGGAAGGCAAGGAGAAAGCAGUAAAAUCCUGCUGAAAGUUACCUAGAAUUUUGCCAACACCUUUACAAAUUGCCCUACAGAUGAAGCACAAACACACUGGAACCAACACCACUGGUUGCAGAAAUGGCAAAAUUAGAAAGCUUGAAUAAAACAAGAGCACCAUCUGAUCACAGACUCCAUGCUUGUCAGAAUUUCUAGGAAAAAGUUAGAAUUUAUAGUUGGAGCUGCAAGAAAAAAUUAAACCAGAGUCACAAAAUGCUACAGAACAGAAGAUGACCCGCAGAGAUUUUGCAGAAAUAGCUUAAUUUGGGCCAGAGUAAAGUCCAUGGCAACACAAGAGCCAAGAGAUGCAAACAAAAUCCACAAUAAACAUAGUUUUUAAAUACACGAAGUUGUUACCUUGCAUGCAACCAAAAGAUAAACAGAAAUAUAGGACAUAUGUAGGUAAACUAUUUAUCUGUGCAGAUUUUUGGUAACAGAGUAACAUUUUGUUUACCUCAUUACAUGCUUGCAGUUCUUAAUCCAUUGACCAAUAAUUGUUUUAUGUCAGAGGAAAUUAUUUCAUAAUCAGGCUUACCUUGAUGUGUGUUCAAUCUUCAAAUGCUUCACCUUAUUAUAUGAAAAAUAAAAAAUGUACACUUUUACAGAGAACAAAAUACUAUAUUGGAAAAUGCGCAAAGAUUCAAUCUACAGAAUACUUAGAUCUUAGUGAACGAAAAACUAAUUGUAAAAUCUUUACUAAUUAUUAAGGGCAGCCUGUUUGCACUAUACAAGAAUUGUAACCAUUUAUGCCUUUUCAUUUGGAAAAGUGGGAAAAAGGAGGAAGGUAUUCUCAGGAACAAUUAUCAUUAUAAUUACACACGAAAAAUACGCAAGGCUAAUGUAAUAAACUAUGCUUCAUUUAGCAUAGCUGCAAAACAGCUCCCAGUCAGA